ACUUCCAAAAACAUGUAUAUAAAACGAAAAUAAAUGAACAAGUAGAAGCAAUUCGAUACAUGAAUUUUUUACCAAAUUAUUGAAGUUCUGAUAGGGUAUGGACUGAUAUAAACUUAUCAUCAUUUUUCUUUUCCACUUACUCCCACAUAUUACAUUGUAUGGUACGUAUGCCACCGUUGUUUCGAUGAUCAAAUAAGUGAUUGUGAUAAGCUUAUGGCAAAGUAUACUUCUGUGAUAGAGAGAAAGUCGAAUUGCAAUUGAAAUUAAGUAUUUCUGAAAAAGAAGAAGUAGGAUUUUGUAUACACUGUUCGCAAAAGAACGAAAUUGCACAAAUGGUGCACUCGCUGCGGAAUAUAUAUGCUAGAUUGUUAAAAUCUUGCGGGAAGGUCUCCUAAAAGGAGAGCCUUUAAUAAGAAAUUAUUCUUUUGGUAGUCAGCUAUUAAAAAUAUUAAAUAAUGACGGAGAAUCGGGGGAAUUUUUCAACUCCAACGAAUCAAAGUUCUAGCAGACCAUUUAAUUUUCAACAUUUGGAUUUUGGAUCUAUUAACGAUGUUCAAAAUGAAAUGUCAGAAAAAAGAAGACAAUUCAAACUUAAUUUUCAAACACAAGGAAGUAAUAUAUCACUUAAUAAUUCAACAAACUCUUCUAUUUCUAAUUCAACUGGAAGUGCAGCUUGUUUACCAAUAUCUUCUCGUCCAAAUUUACCUUUAUCUUUGCCUAAACUACCAGUGAGACCUUGUACUGCAGUUCCACAAGAACUGCCUGAUAAAGCAAGGGAUAAAUUACGAAUGUGUCAAUCAAUGCAAAGUACUGGAAAAUUACAGCUAUCACCAAAUGUAGUAUAUGAUUUUACAAGUGAAGAUCUUCAAGAUUUGGGAGAAAUAGGACGAGGAGGGUUUGGUACUGUAAAUAAAAUGAUCCAUAGGAUAAGUGAUACUGUUAUGGCUGUGAAGAGAAUUCGUUCCACAGUGGAUGAAAGGGAGCAAAAACAAUUAUUAAUGGAUUUAGAGGUUGUAAUGAAGUCUAAUGAAUGUCCAUGCAUUGUGCAAUUUUAUGGAGCUCUAUUCAAAGAGGGUGACUGUUGGAUUUGUAUGGAACUCAUGGACACCUCAUUAGAUAUAUUUUAUAAGUUUAUUCAUGAGGUAUUAAAGGAAAGAAUACCAGAACGUAUUUUAGGAAAAAUUACUGUUGCCACAGUAAAGGCGUUGAAUUACCUCAAGGAAAAACUAAGAAUAAUUCAUAGAGAUGUAAAACCUAGUAAUAUUCUGUUAGAUCGACAUGGUAAUAUCAAACUAUGCGAUUUUGGUAUAUCAGGACAGUUGGUAGAUUCUAUUGCACGAACUCGAGAUGCUGGAUGUAGACCAUAUAUGGCUCCAGAGAGGAUAGAUCCUCAACGUGCAAAGGGUUACGACGUUAGAAGUGAUGUGUGGUCAUUAGGUAUUACAUUAAUGGAAAUUGCGACUGGUUAUUUUCCAUAUCCAAAGUGGAAUUCAGUUUUUGAACAACUUUAUCAAGUAGUUCAGGGUGAUCCACCACGCUUAUCUCCUAAUGAAAAUGGAAAUCAUUUUACUAUGGAUUUUGUGAAUUUUGUGAAUACAUGUUUAAUUAAGGAAGAGACACAGCGGCCGAAAUACAACAAAUUACUAGAACAUCCUUUCAUCAGAAAAGCAGAAGAAGAUACUGUUGAUGUUUCAGCUUAUAUAAGUGGUGUUCUUGAUAACAUGGUUCUCAGGGGAUUGACACCUUUUACCACUAAUCGGCAUUAAGUCGGAAGUAUAAGAUAAUAUUUGUACCUUAAUUUCUAUAAGUUUUCAAAUCUUAAAUUUGAUUAUUGUAAAUGAGUAGGUUAUUUGCACUCCGAUUUAGUGUAGGUAGUAAAAUUAAUCAACGUCGAUCAUUGUCAAUAAUAAAUCAUUUUGUGUAGAAUCAUA
Messenger RNA from Bombus huntii, 1931 nucleotides. RefSeq names its product dual specificity mitogen-activated protein kinase kinase 4 (gene Mkk4). The transcript is spliced from 9 exons. The coding region runs from base 456 to 1766 and encodes 436 amino acids. Gene Ontology annotation, biological process: MAPK cascade; protein phosphorylation. NCBI's taxonomy places the organism in Eukaryota, Metazoa, Arthropoda, Insecta, Hymenoptera, Apidae. The record is from RefSeq and is a predicted model, not a curated record. Gene Ontology annotation, molecular function: ATP binding; JUN kinase kinase activity.